AUGCCCUCUGGCUUCUGCUGUGGAUUGUCUCCAAAGAAGAUUCGGGUAGAGGCAGGCGGUGAGAAAUGUGCAUGUGGAGGACCGAAGGAAGGUGGGAGAUUCCCCUCGCAAGCGGCCAUCGACCAGUACUGCAGUGAGGUGGCGCAACCAUGUGACCAGCUCUCUCAUGUGACGUGCUGCGAUUCAGUACCGAAAAGGAUCCGGCAUCAUGAUGGCAAAGGUCAGUGUUGGUGCAGCAGUCCACAGAAUGAGAGCAGUCACAACACGCAGGAAUCCAUAGAUGAAUGGUGCAGCUCGGUGAUUCGCCCGUGCACAUCUCUUUCAGAAGGGCACUGCUGCCAUAUGCAUCCCAAACAGAUCCGACAGGGAUCUGGAGACAAAUGCUGGUGCAGUGGCCCCCAAAAAGGUGGACGCUUCCAGACACAGGAGCUCAUCGACGCAGCUUGCAAGGAGGUUGUGAAGACGUGCCCCCUGGUGCCUCGCGCACGUUGCUGCACCAUGUCGCCGAAACAAAUCCGCUACAAUGAUGGCAACAAUCAGUGCUGGUGCAGCGGUCCUGUUGUUGGUGAAGCCUUCUCGUCCCAAAUUGCUGUCGAUGAGUGGUGCCAGAAAGUUCUGCCAACAACCACGACAACUACCGUCCAGACUACCACAACGACUUCCACCCCUUGGCUGUCAAACCUGACAUGUGGAGAGGUGUCCGAGGCGGAAUGUUGUGCGAUGUCGCCAAAGCGAUGGCGAGCAACACAAAAAGACGACAGGUGCUAUUGUGCAGAUGCAGUGCCAGGGUCGAACUUCUCUUCGCAGCAGGCAAUCGAUGCCCAUUGCUGC
Molecule: messenger RNA, 831 nt
Organism: Symbiodinium sp. CCMP2456
Lineage: Eukaryota; Dinophyceae; Suessiales; Symbiodiniaceae
Source: the annotation of a GenBank genome assembly